GCAGGCGGCGGCGGCUGCGCGCUCCCCGGCUUGCCGGCAGGAUCCUCGGAGGGCCCCCGGCUGAGCUCUGCAGAGCUGGCGGGGCCGGGCUCGGAGAUCCCCGGUGCCCCGAGCCGGGCCCGCCUUGCCGGUGAUGCCAGCUUGGCCAGAGCCCCGCCGUCCCGGGGGCGCAGCAACUUGGUGAGGGGGACAGGGCUCCGGGCUAGACAGCACCCGAGCUGGCCGCUCCCUCCUGCAGUCUGCCUGUCGGAGUCUUGGUCCCCGGCUCAGAGGCAAGGAGGACUUCCGGCCAGCAAGUCGAACCAUUGGCACCGCUGUGGGGCAGGUGGCGUGAGUCUGAGGCCAGUAGAUGAGCAGACAGAACUGAAAGAUCCCCCAAAAGGAUGAGUGAGAGGGCCACGCGGAACUGGAGCACGGGCAGCUGGCUGCUGGCACUGUGCCUGGCCUGGCUGUGGACCCGCCUGGCCACGGCUACCUCACAGCCUCCAACUGCCACAGUGCUCGUGCAGCAGGGCACCUGCGAGGUGAUUGCCGCUCAUCGCUGCUGCAACCGGAACCGCAUCGAGGAACGCUCUCAGACUGUCAAAUGCUCCUGCUUUUCUGGCCAGGUGGCCGGCACCACACGGGCAAAGCCCUCCUGUGUAGACGCCUCCAUCGUCCUGCAGAGGUGGUGGUGUCAGAUGGAGCCCUGCCUGCCGGGGGAGGACUGUAAGGUGCUUCCAGACCUCUCAGGAUGGAGCUGCAGCAGUGGACAGAAAGUCAAAACCACCAAGGUAUCCGGGGUGGACACUUCAUCCCACCCCUCUCUUCCCCCUUCACCUGGGGUAGCAAAGGGGCACCGAAGCCCUGGGAGUCUGGGAUGUCAGUGCCCCAAGGUGAGAUUGUGAACCACGAGAAUACGUCCCAGACAGUUCUGCCUCUGUCCUGACUGGAGACAGGAGUACGGGCUCUGCAUUUGAAAGCUACUGUGUCCUUCUGGGCAAAUUCUUGAUGUUCCAUAUGCCUUAGUUUCCUCCUCUUUGCCUGGAGUGAGUUUGCCUCCAGAAUAUGUCAGGUCUCUAAAAAACAAAGUAGAGAAUUGAGAAAAUUAUCUAGAUAAUUCAGGGAGGAGUCUCUACUUCCACCUGAAUUCCAGGUACGGAAGCCACUCUGCCCACCCACCUCUACCAUGGACCGUCCCUCCACCCCCAUCCCACUCCUACUGUUAUUAACUCCCUAGAGUUCAUACCCACCUUCCUGGAGUCCAGUUUCUCUGUCAGCUUUGACAGCACCCAAGAGGAUUAUUAUUUUCAUGGUUUGCUGCCUGCCCCACAGAACAAGCGUUAAUUAAAACUUUAUCAA
Molecule: messenger RNA, 1341 nt
Organism: Lemur catta (Ring-tailed lemur)
Lineage: Eukaryota; Metazoa; Chordata; Mammalia; Primates; Lemuridae
Gene: TAFA3
Product: TAFA chemokine like family member 3
Exons: 5
Coding region: 384-887 (167 amino acids)
Biological process (GO): neuroblast differentiation; regulation of neuroblast proliferation; negative regulation of microglial cell activation
Molecular function (GO): receptor ligand activity
Source: RefSeq, a predicted model, not a curated record